AUGUCUCCUCGUCGUUUCGAUGUCCCAAGCUUCGUGAACAUGAAGCAAACUGUCCAAGAGAAGUUUGGCUUGUCUCCCUGCACCUGGCAGCUUCAGGCAGCUCAAUAUCAGCUCAACAGCAAGGAUGUUAUCACGAUCUCCCCAACCGGCUCUGGAAAAACAUUGACAUUUUGGAUUCCUCUCCUAUUUAACGCAGGUGGGAUUAUCAUUAUCGUGACGCCGCUGAAUAUAUUAGGAGAAAAGAAUCAAAAGGAGGCAGAGGCAUUGGGUUUCCCCGCCAUCAAUCUGUGUAAAGAGACUGCCUCGGAUCAGGCAUUCAAGGACAUUGAGAAGCUUAAAUAUCACGUCAUUACGUUCACUGAGAAGAUAUUCAAUAUAAUGUUCGACGAAGGGCACUGCAUAAGUGAAUGGGGCGCGGACUUCAGGCCGCUAUACAGUCAGCUGGGGAACAUUAGAUGGUAUUUGCCGGACCAUGUAUCAGUUCAUGUCGUAUCGGCAACCAUGCCACCUCACAUUUUGGCCGAUGUCACUUCAAUGCUCCGCAUCCGCUCACAUAAUGUUGCGAGGGUCACCAGGUCUAACAACCGUCCAAACAUCAGCAUUAUUGUUGAAGAGAUGAAGUUCCCGCGUAAUACCAUGCAUGAUCUAACCCGAGUCUUGGAAAUGAGGCUCGGAGACGUGAAUCCACCGCCAAAGUUCAUGAUCUUCACGAAUUCUCGGAUUUCGGUGGAGAUGACUUGCAACCGCUUGUGGUCAGAUGUGCCUGGACAUCAGCAGGGAAAGAUCGUCUGGUUUCAUUCUGGGAUGUUGAUGGAAUUCCGCGUUGAUGUGAUGAACCAGCUUCAAGCAGGUGAACUGUGGGGAAUUUGCUGCACCGACGCAGCGGGAAUGGGGUAUCUUCGGGUGCUGGAACGUGGCCAGCAGGGUGCGGCAUUUUUCGACGGCGGUAUUCUCUGCUGUCGAGUCAAGCUGAGACAAGGUUCCAAACGUUUGGAGCAACUCCUUGCAUCGUUACGGUGA
This is a messenger RNA of Suillus clintonianus, 1020 nucleotides long. RefSeq names its product P-loop containing nucleoside triphosphate hydrolase protein. NCBI's taxonomy places the organism in Eukaryota, Fungi, Basidiomycota, Agaricomycetes, Boletales, Suillaceae. Bases 1 to 1020 code for a protein of 339 amino acids. Gene Ontology annotation, cellular component: chromosome; cytoplasm. Gene Ontology annotation, molecular function: four-way junction helicase activity; ATP binding; 3'-5' DNA helicase activity. Gene Ontology annotation, biological process: double-strand break repair via homologous recombination. The transcript has 4 exons. The record is from RefSeq and is a predicted model, not a curated record.